UACAAAAUAACUUUUUGGUGUGUUUUAUUUCAUCAUUUAUUAUUGUUCAAACUCAUCAUUUAUUAUCGCAGGAUUGUUAAAUAUCAGCUUGAGAAUUCAAAAGUUGUAUGUUUUCUUCUUAUAGUCAGUGUGUUCUAAUUUGACAUCACGCAACUCUUGAAUAUAGGAAAUGCAUUGGAUAUUGCCUUGCACCUUGUAUGUAGCAGUUAAUGGUUUUUCAGUCACUGGAAAUAUAGAAGUUCGGAAUUCCCAAAAUUCGUCAGGGAAGGAAUCCAUGGUGGACGGUAUUAUAAACGAAUUACAAGGCAUAUGUUUACCAGACAAUAAAAACAGAUCAGCCAAAGAGAUAAUACAGGACACACAAGAAAUCAUCAACAGUAUGAAAAUGUACAAGGAAAUUGUAAAAUUGAAUAAACAGUUGAAAGACGAAAUUCAAUGGAUUAUAAAAGAAUCAGAUGAUGAACAGCUAGUCUCACGGAUAUUAGGACUUAUGAAACGAGAUGCGGAAGGAAUCUGCGGAAACAAAAGAGCAAAGGACUGUACAGAGCUAAAGACAUACCACUCAGUAUCUGGUGUAUACAAGAUUCGUCCCGACACAAAUUUUUGCGAUGUGGAUGCUUACCAUGUUUAUUGUGAUAUGACAACUGAUGGUGGAGGUUGGACAAUUAUCCAGAGAAGACUAGAUGGGUCUGUGAAUUUUCAGAAAACGUGGACUGAAUACGAAAAUGGAUUUGGAAAUGUUAAUGGAGAAUACUGGUUAGGUAACAAACAGAUUCACAGUCUGACAUCUAGUGGUAAAUAUGAACUUAGAAUAGACCUGACAGACCAGUCCAAUACAAAGACGUAUGCUGUGUAUAAAACGUUUACGUUAGGCGAUGCAGCGUCUAAGUAUCAGCUGACUAUCGGGAAUUAUAGUGGAAUUGCAGGUGAUAACAUGGCUUAUCAUAAUGAGAUGAAGUUCUCAACAACUGACCAGGAUAACGACCAAAAUAGUGAUAAAUGUGUGGACAAGUAUGGGCCAUGGUGGCAUAAAAACUGUCUUUACAGUGGUCUUAACAAGGCAUUCAAAAACAACCUGUACUGGGCCUCUUUCAGUAGCCAGACAGCAACAACUUCAGUAAUGAUGAUAAGAAAACUACAGUAACUUU
Messenger RNA from Mytilus trossulus (common blue mussel), 1148 nucleotides. Its product is annotated as fibrinogen-like protein A. Bases 170 to 1144 code for a protein of 324 amino acids. The transcript has 9 exons. Lineage: Eukaryota; Metazoa; Mollusca; Bivalvia; Mytilida; Mytilidae. The record is from RefSeq and is a predicted model, not a curated record.